Messenger RNA from Leishmania major strain Friedlin, 16830 nucleotides. RefSeq lists its product as hypothetical. Bases 1 to 16830 code for a protein of 5609 amino acids. The record is from RefSeq and is a predicted model, not a curated record. Gene Ontology annotation, cellular component: extrinsic component of membrane. Lineage: Eukaryota; Euglenozoa; Kinetoplastea; Trypanosomatida; Trypanosomatidae. Gene Ontology annotation, biological process: protein retention in Golgi apparatus; protein targeting to vacuole. The transcript has a single exon.
AUGCUCGAGGGCCACGUUGCCGAGCUGCUUGCGAUGCAUCUGAGCCGCUUUAUUAAAGAUGUAAACGCAAAUCAAUUGCGGAUUUCGCUGUGGUCCGGCAACGUAGUACUGCAUAAUGUGGAGCUUCGCAGUGACGCCCUAGAGCGCAUUGCCGCGCUUUUGCACGGCGAGCGCAGCGGCGUCGAGACAACGGACGCGGGCGCGUCCGCAUCAGGAGCAGCCGGUGCACCUAGCCGUUCAUCGAAAUCGCACGAGGGCAGCUUGUCUACCUCAACCCUCUCUAUGCGUAUGCUACUUGCACCCUUCACGGUCGUGAAGGGCGUUAUUCGACAGCUGUCUAUCACCGUACCAUGGGCUUCGUUGGAGAGUGAGCCGGUGCAGGUGGACGUUACGGGGGUUGAGCUGGUCCUUGGUCCUCUACGCGCACGUCCUUUCAAUGCAAAGGAGGAGCAGGAGCGGGAGCAGGCAAUCAAGCAACAGCAGCUCGAGCGGUACGAAAAGGAGCGUCAUCGCCUUUCUUGUGAAGUGGCAGCGGAAACGGUGAGCGAGUCAACGUCAAAGAUGACAGCGAGCACGGAGUCGGGACAUGUGAAGCGGGGACAUGGGUCCGCCGUGGCGGGCACGAACCGCGCAUCUGGUGCUUCGUGGUUUAGCUGGUUGUGGGAUUUUGACCGCCUGAGCCAGAUUGCCGUGCGCAACGUAAGGGUGAACUUGCAGGACGUUUCCAUGCGCUGCGAGUUCGACUACGAGGGCCUGCACCCUUCCUGCGCGUCUGCGUUCUGCGUCUUUGUAAAGCAGGUGCAGCUCACCACGACGGAUGAGAAGUUCAAGGACGUGUUCAACAAAAACCUUCUCACGCCGCUGUGCAAGAGGAUUGCGCUGUCAGAGGUAGUUGUCAGCGCGCACGCCAUCCGACAAAGUCCCCGCGGGGCAUCCUGUAGCGCAAGAGAGGGCAGAAAUAAUGCGGUGCCCAGCGCUGUAGGUGAGCCAGCGUCUUGCGCGGCUUCAUACGAUACCUACGCGUCGCGCUGGGCGCUGUCCACGGCAAUACUGAGGGUCCACACACUCCAGCUGCAGGUAAAGUUGGUACCGCCCGAGUGCGUGUCCAGAAACGCGAUUGUGGAGGAGAUGCCGAUGCUGUCGGCGAGCUCCACAGAGCUGACAGUGAUGACUGCUGACAGCAUCGAAGUCGACGUGUGCUUUGGUGCCGUGCAGGUGCUUGAGUCCAUGUGGCGCAGCUAUCAGCAAAGCCUGCCUUGCGCGCGAUAUCGAAAGCGUCUUCAUAUGCUGCGGCUCACCGGGAGACAUGCAACGCAUACCCGAGCCCUUCGUCAGGCGUCGGAGCCCAAUAGCGCGAGCCUGCCACAGGAUGCUGCGACCGCCUGGCGAUCAUUGGCGCAGCAGAGGUGGCGGUUCGCGAUACGGUGCGUGCUGGACGAUGUGCGGCAGCAUCGGCAGAUCUUCGGUUUGCACGAAUGGAAACGGUGCGAAGUAGUGGAGGCGAUGGUGCAAUUCGGGAAGCUGCGUAGAGCCUACACCGCGUACUGGAAGCGCGCUAAGGGGGUCAUGUGGGCCCCGCCCUUGAGCGCGUUGGAGGAGAAGCGGUUGAAGUCGAUGGAGCGGCAGCUGUCAUUGUGGCAGGUUGUUUUUCUGCGGUGCUUUUCUCGUGCCCAGCUCGUUUUAGAGCAAGAGAGCUAUGCGCGGCAGCAGGACUACAUUGAAGAGGCCCGCCAGCGCAUCAAAAGCGGCUUACUGAGCUCCAGCGGGACAGGCAGGGGUGGUACACCGACAUCGUUUCUGUGGGAUUGGUUUUUUGGCAGGUCCGCACGCAAGAAUGAUACUGCAACUCUGUCGAGGAAAUCGUUGGCCUCCGUCGCGGGAUGCGACGGCAUGGGCGUGAUAUCGGUGCCUACGUACAGAGGCUUGUGUUUUCGCGACUUGGUGGCGCUGGAGUGGGACCUUGGGCGACGCUAUGCACCCCCGCACUACGCUCGGUUGGCGCAGCCAAGGGCACCACAAAACCGGCUGCCCAAGCUGGCAGCGGAGAACAAGCUGUACUUUACGUUGCGUGCGCUUUUUCCGAAGCUUAUCCUCCGCCUCGAUCCUAUCUACUGGCCUCUGACACACGAUAGCAGUGUGCCAGCGACGCCGUCCGCUACCCCGCUGCAGCGUGUUGAGCAGCGCCUUGUUGUCCAACUACGCGCGAUGGAGCUUUUCUACACCACCAUUCCCGACGACCGGCCAGAAAAGACGUCGCUGUCCUUUUUUCUUGGCGCCGCAUCGCUCACCUUUGAGGGCGCGUUGCGCUCCGUCCUUUUGCAGUCAAAAGAGCAGUUCGGGGAGGACUACGUGGUGGUGAAGCGCAACGCGCAGCGCACCCACAUACACGUUUGGGUGGCUCCGCAGCUGGUGAUUUGUCAGCUGACGCACGAGUGGGCCUGGUGGUACGCGGAGGUGUCCGCCUUCGUGCAGUGGUUUCGGGCGGUCCAGCAGGCGUUCUAUGUCAGUGGCGUCCCCGAGGCGUCUCCUGGUGCGAUGCCCGCGCUCGCGGAGGGCGCGCAAAGUGAUCUGCAUGGCGCUGCCUCCGCCGGUAGUCGGACGUCGGCGUCGAGCUCGAGCACGUCGACUCCUCGUGGCCAAUCCGCACACACGACGACGGAGACGACUGUACCAGGUGCGUCGCCGGUGCCACGCGUGCUUAACGUGACCAUCCAGUCCCUCGACGUUUGCGUUCCUCUUUUCGCGCGUGACAUCGAGAGCUCUGACUUGGAAAUAUUCAGCCGUCAGCCGUCGGCCUUCUCCUCGGCUGCACUACCGGGGUCGCUCCCGGGCACAAUGCCCUGCGACAGCACCUGGAAGUGUGGCGAGUCGCAGGGGCAGUUGUCUACUGAAACCGCGUCCGGCGAUGGCGACGCGGGUGACGGGAGGCCACACGAUGAGGCAAUCCUGCAAAGCGGCGAUGCUGCGCCCGCUGCGCUGUGGCUUCACACAACGGACAGCAUUCAGAGCUUUCCGGUUGAUGGCGACACCGACGGGGCGGAAUACACGGAGUCUUUGUGCUCCUCGCCUAGUGCCGGUUCGGGCACGUUUGCGCGCGUCGCACCAGAGCGCUGCUUCUUGAAGAACGAGACCUGUCUUGUGCUGUCAGUGUCCACCACGCGGCUGUGGACUGUUGCACCUCCAGCAAAGCGGUACAAGGGAACCGAGAACGAGUACUACCUUUGCAUCGGCGACCAAAGCAAGGCUGUCCGCGUGUUUUGCCAAAACGGCUACAACACACACACGCACACCACUAGCCGGCAGCUCGAGCUGCUCUCCUUUGUCGCUGGUGAGGUGCGGCUGAAUCCCAAAGAGCUCACAGUGCUGCUCAACAAGGGAAUCGACGCCGUCGCGGACCCCUGGGUGUUUGCGCUAGUGAACGAUGCACUGCUGAAGCCGACGGCGUUGGCCGCCGCUGACGCACAUGGGCAGGCUGUGCGCGCUCUGAUGGCCGAGCUCCGACAGGCAGAAUACAGGUGGUCCGGCACACGAGGAGCUGCUGUUCCGUGGCGAUUGGCGACCUCGACUUGUGUGGAGCUACAAGUAGACAGCGAAUCGCCGCCCGUCCUUCGGGAAGUGCCACUCGACUACGCGCGGCACAUCCUAUCUGCUCUUUCCGCCCCGCUCUCCAUCGCAGCGAGCUUGGCGACGACAGUUGUCCAUGCUAUCUCAAGAGGCGAGCUCGCUACUGGCGUCUUCGGCGGCCGAGUUUGUACUGUUGGCGUGGGAGUGGCGCGUCUUCUUAUUCGCUCUGAGGCGAAUGUGGACCUCGGCGAGUUGGUGCUGGUAGCCCCCGAGCACUUGCCACCUGCCACGGCACCGUACCGCGAGGCGCUUUCUGCGCUCGGUGCAGAGGAGCCGCGCGCGAUUGAGCUGAUCUGCAACUUUGCCGACAGCCAGUGGCAUGCCGUAGAGCAGAGCAGCUACGACCCGUUACCGCUCUGCCCAGCAAGGGAAAAAGUGUGCCCUCGGCUUCUUCUCUCGAUCCCGGACAUCACGAUGACCACCACCGCGGGGCGGAAGCUGCUCACCAUCGAGCACUUGACGCUUGUGCAGACCUGCACGGCGCCCACGAAGCCUGAGGCGGCGCUCACGAUCCAAACCGUGUCGGCGUUCUGCGACGUUGUCCUGGUCGAACUGCUGGAAGUGUUAAUCGGCACAGUGUGCACCAUGCGGUCUAUCAAGCCGCCUCCGCAGGCGGCAGCCUAUGUCGUGACAGGGGCGUCGCGCAGCGAUUCCGCGGCGUCUGAGAUGCCGCAAAGCCGCUUCUUCGGUGUGCUCCCGAUCAGGGUGCGCGUGCACACUGCCCGAUUUCAGACUCCCCUGAGCAGAGACGACGUCGUGGAUGCGCCGUACGUGGAGGUGACUAUCACGAUAGAUGAUGCUCUCUGCACCCUUGAGCCCUUGACAGGCGGCACCGGCCGGGGUGGAAAGCAUGUGCAUCUCCGCUUCAGCGUCUCGGAGGCGAUGCAGCUCGCCGAUUACAUUGGCGGGGAACCCGAAGUGCGCAGUCUGCUUUCGGCGUACCCGUGGGCUGCCUGCACCGGUGAUGGCACUGCACACGCCCUACAGUGUGUGGCCGACGUCACGCUUCCCGGCUCAUGCGUCGGAGACACCGACACGUCUACAUCACCGCGACCGGGGGUGCCACCGUCCACGACGUGUCGCGUCGAAUUGGUGGGCGGUGCGAUUCACGUCUACUGCCCAUUCCUCUACUUCUACGCGGCAGCCAUGAAAGCAGAUGAGCGAAUCGUGCGUCUCGGCGAGCUGGCUCGAUCACUGCUGCUGCGCCACGGGUAUACCCGUGCGGCCUGCUUUGCAGAUGGCACCCGGCGAUCGAGGGUGGUCGGCGGCGCUUGGGCGUCCCGGGAGGCGGCGUUGCCGUUGUCGCUCUCGGUGGAGGCCACGAUAUCGGACCUGGAUGUUGUUCUCGCGACAGAUGCAGCAGUGCCGAUUGACAUGACUAAACCGAACACCUUCUGUGUGGUCCAUGUUGAGCAGAUCGUGUGCGGGCUGCAGCAGACUACGUCAGGGUCGCCUGGUGCGUCAGCCACUUUGGAGACACAGACGCACGCCUCCGUCGACACAAAUCGCGUGCAGCUGCUGGAUUUGUUGACCGCACGGUCGCGCGAUGUCUGUCUUCCCGAUGUGAAGUUGCGCGCCAAUAGGGGCGUGCUGCUUGUUCCGAAGGAGGAUCUUACCGGCUACACGUAUCAGCGCGGCGCGCCCGAUGACUGGGCUUUUCUGGUGGGAGUGCACCCCGCAUCCGCGCGCUCUCCACAGCGCGCGGCAUCUGUACGCGAAGCAGCCAGUAGCACUGCAAGUCGGCCCUCUGACGUGACGAUUCACAUGAGCGCGCAGCAAUGUCGCAGCCUUGUCUGCUUCUUCUCACAUAACGUGGCCCGGCUCCCCAUCCGUUCAACCAGGCGUACGCCGAGAGUCGGCGGUGGCCAUCUGCAGCACGCGUCGACGGCACCCGCAACUGUCACCUUUCCAAUGGGAGGAUCCAAUCCGCUUUCGUCGUCACGCCACGGUGCGGAAGCGCCGUCGCACCAGCAAGCCGCUCUGUCGCCGUCGGUAACGCUGCUGCUCACCAUUCCUGCGGUGUCUAUCCUGAUCGACACAGAUGACUACGCCGCGCCUGACAGGAGCGCGCGCCAGUCAACGAUGCCGCGGUCAACCAAGGAAGACGAAGGCGAAUUUAUCGCUCCCGCAGCGCCGCCGACGCGACUGCCGUCAACGCGCCGCGUCAGCUACGAGGUAGGGCUGCGCCGCGGCGGGCAACUGUACUCCGCCGUGGGAGAGUGCUGGUCCACGUCACCGGUGAAGAACGGUCAGUUGAGCGGCGUGGAACUGGUGGUGAGAGAGGAGAUGCUGGAAAACUCAACUGGAGGCGCGGAUGUGACGGAGACCACAAGUACACACGUCCUUCUGACAAUCGACUUGGUGGGUCUGGCGCUUCUCGAGCGGCGUGCUGGCCGAGCGUCGAGGGAAGUGGACGGCGAUGCGAGGAAUGACGCCGCGGUCGUCAAGGUCGCUGCCACGGUGCGGCACGCCCACUUCCGAGUGCCACACAUCAAGUGGUGGCUGCUGCUGUGCAGCAUAUUUUCCGGCGUCUGUUCGGCAGAGGGCGGUCGCCAAAGCACUGCGGCACGCACACCAGGCAAAAGCGGAAGUGCCAGCACUAUCGCAAGAUUUGGCGAGGCAGGCCAGAACGGAAACGAAGGCGCCAGUAGACUAGGCAGCAGCGCCUUCGGCGAUCAUCGUGGGACAAGCCGGGGUGAGUAUAUGGACGGGAACAAGGCGGUGUGGCCGACACCACAGGAACACCUCGCGUCGCGGCAGCGUCGCUCGCGGCGGCUUCACGGAACCGUCGAGAUCACACACACGGAAGUCAGUUUUUGCACCAUUGGCUGCGCCAACGGCGACCAACAGCCAUUGUGCCGGUUCACUGUGCCUGAGGCCAGGCUGACAGCGUCGCCCCUGCCAGCUCUGCAGGAAGGCGGCCGUGCACACCUGAACAACGCGGAGUACCUUUACGACGAGUUUGUCUUGGAGGUUCCCUGUUGCCCGGAGUUGUUGCUCCUGUGUGUCUCAGGGGAGGCUGAUGGCGCCGCGGGGCUGGAGUCACAGCUCUCGUCCGGGUCCAGCUACGCCUCCGUACUUCGCCGGCGGCCUGCCGAAGCCUCUUCCACGGCAUCGGCUGCCCCCGUCGUAAAGGGCAGCUUCUGGAGGCAGGCUGCCGCUGCAGCGGUGGCCCCCGCCUCGAAGUCGCCGCUGCUAUCGGCGCAUAGUAGCGAGGCCUGCAUUUCUCUUGGCCUUGUUAGCUUCUCGGACGCCGGUAGUUUGAGAUCGCUUCGGUACGGGCGCUGCUACCAAGUAACGGAUCUUACCUUACACCGCACGUCUGUGGUGCAGGUGCGGGUGCAGCGCAUGCUUCUCGACAUCCCUGUCGUCCCACUGUUCUCCCUUGCGCGCGAGGUGGUGAGACAGGUGAUGGAGACGCAAUCCAUUGAAGGAAUGAGGCCGCACGCCCGCGCUGCACCGCCUGAUGGCAGAGAUGCCGAGUCGCCGGCGCUCACGUACAUCGAUAUGGAGGCGGAGCUUACGGAUGUAGAGGUGCGGCUGUCUGCAGAGGCUACACCUCUAGGUGAGCCAGCGGCGAGUUGCGACGCUGGCCGUGAUCCCGUUUCCUGGAGCGUUGCCGUCAGCUCAGCUCGGCUGACAACGAGCGUCCAGCUGCAGAGCGUUCUCACAAGCACCCGAGUGCCCGCGUUGCUCGUUGGCGAUGGGCUGAGUCGUGGUUGGCGAGUGCAGAUAUGGCACAUGAUACCGCAGCUGGUCGUUCAGGACGUCGUCUUCUCGACCAACAGCGACACGCAGGCGUGGUGGAGGCUUUCAGAUGUGCGCAUAAAGGCUUCGCUCCCUCUAACGCGCAGGAUCAUCUGCGUGCGUGGCAAGGGAGCCGGAGGUAUGGUCGAUGAGCUCGAGCUGUCCUCCUCGGCUGAGCAAUUGGCGCUGCGCUGGCGGCACGGCAGCACGGCCAACGGUUUUCAGAUGGAGCCGACAGCGGUGACGGCGCUCAACGGCCUGCACUAUCACGUUUUGGCGAGUCUCCAUGUCGAUGUGGGCGUCGAGAGCGAUGGCGCCGUCGGCACGGCGCCGGGACACCAAGCGGCUUCCGUACAGGUGCGUCUGUCUACCAUUUUCGCAUUGGCAUCCGCCGCAGCGCGGCUGGUCGCGUUGUGGCGGCAGACACGGCACACAUGCGAGUCAAGCGUUGCAGCUGCAGUGAAUGCAGGCACCACGAGCAGACCCGCUGGCUGGUGGCGUCCCGAUGCGAGGCAGCGCCAUGGGCUGAUUACCUGGUAUGAAUUCGAGCUGGGCCUCUCUGGGCGGCGUGUGGAGUUGAUCAUGGACACAGCCGCGGCGACGGUUAGCGACAAGGCCGCCUCAGCGCUGACAAGAGACUGUGUUCUGUGCGUUUCUGUGGACGGUGCCGUCACCGUGCAGGUGGACAGAGGGGCGGGCGAGGAGGCGGUGAAGCGAACGACCGUCUCCGACAUAGCUCAACGUGACGCAGGGUCCGACGAAACGAUGGCCGAGUGCGAUGGCCGCGUUGAUGACGAGAGUGCGGUGGCUGUGGCACUGCACACGCUCUUCCGCCUGCGGACGGCGCCGGUGCACGUCCACGACAGGGCUGGCAACCUACUAUUGCACGUCUCGGCGGUUCCCCAGGGCGGCAUGGCGGACGCAAUGGUGGCUGACUACGCCUCUGCGGCGGCGCGGCUGGACAUCGACGCGGGGCGGGUUGUGAUCCACGCAAGCUCGCUAACCGCAGCCGCAGUGGUGUGCUGGUGGAAAGCAUACCGCGCGCUGAAGCGGAGGUGGGAGAGCGCCGUAACCUGCAUGAGACAAUCUUCGGCGUGUCCACCGGAGGCGACACGCAAGUCAGAGCUGUCUAUGGGAAGUGAAAGGGUAUGUAGAUGGUGUUGGUUGCAGCAAAUCAAUGCGGAGGUUCGCCACAUCGAGUUGGUGCUUGCCCCCGCCGCCCGUGUGUGUGCCCAGCGAGCACGCAUUACGUUCUCUCCAACGGACGUGGGGAUAGCCCUAGACGCAGCGGCGGCGCUGGAACUGCGCUGUGAAGAGGUAUGCGUGUAUUCGAUGCUGCCGCAGUCUCGCGCUGCUCACGAGACGACACCCAUAGUCCUCGCUCGGACAGUGUCGCCGGUGUUAGUGAUCACGCGUGCUCCAAAGCAGCGCCCCUUAGUUCAGUACCGUACGCCAUUGGUGUCGAUCAUGAAUGGCGACGGCCACAGCUGGGCCCUGUGCGCCUUCCGCAUUGCAAAGGUGGUGACGGGCACAGUGACUGCUUUGGCUGCCCGUGCGGAAGUCACAUCUCUGCACACGUUAGAGAGCGACCCGCCGACGGAUGGUGCGGCACCGUCAUGGGUGGCGUGGAUCCCCCGUGCAGAGGUGGAGAUCCACAGGGCAGAGCUUCGGUGCUUCGCACCCCACAGUAAGCGCACCUGCUCCGCCGCGUCGGUCGUGUGCUUGGCGGCGCGGCGGGCGGUUUUCCGCUGCGUAGAGUCGGCAAGUCAGAUGGACUCCAGCAGUGUUGGCACACUUGUCGGCAUACGAAUGGAGUCGUCUGCAGUGCUUUCCGCGACCUAUAGCAGCGGCCUCUCGACAGACGUUAAAGCGCAUCCCCUGCUCGACGACGUGACGACGACCUUCGCCCUUUCUUCUUCCUCGCAGUCAGCCUCGGACCCGGUCGAGGUGACCUUCUCGGCCGCCGCAGCAACGGAGCAGAAUGCCGUGUGUCUUCGCGUGCUCGCUGGUGACGCCUUGGAGAAGACGGUGGCCGCACUUUGGCUACUGGCGCGACAAAAGCUUCCGCGCCGAUACGCGCAGGCGAGAGCGGCGAAGGACAGUGCGGCUGCUGGCGACAAGGUCCGCCGUGGGUCAGGCACGCUGUGGCACGUGCGAGCAGCGGUUCCACGCGUGCUGCUGCGUUGCGUCGUAUCGUCUGCAGCCGUGUCCUCCUCAGCGCAGACGCUGCGGCAUCUUUGCUCGAUCAGUGUAGAUGACGUACGCGUCGAGCUGUAUACUCGGCGUGGCGGUAGCGAGGGUGGCGACCGACAACCGCACGCGGAGGUGUGGGUGGGCAGCGUCGUGGGUGAAACUGUUGUCACAGACGCCGCAGAGGAACUGGAGGAACGGGUCAUGGAGAUGCCAUGGACGUUCUUGGAGCUGCGCCCAUUGGUGGAGCCGAGUGGCGAUCGCGCUCCCGGCACCGCGCCCGUCACUGGGGGAGCUACCCGCACCCGCAGCAAUGACCGCGCGGGGUUUUCCGUGGUGCAACGAUCUCUCUCGCUUUCGACGGGAGGCGAAGAGCACGAUAGUGCAGCGCAGGACAUCGCUGCCGACGAUGCGACAGCUCUCGUGAUUCGUCUUCAUGCGCUGCAUGCACACCCAUCCAUGACAUUGCUCAAGACGCUAAUGGAGCGCGUGCUACGCCCCUUUGUUACAGGUAUUUCCGCAGCGAGUGCGGACGCGUCUUUGACCCAUAUACUGGACGACUUGGAGGAUACUGUGUUGCGUGUCGAGAGUGCCACUGCGGUGCUGCCGGCAUCUGGUGCGCUGAGUCGCCACGCUGGACGGGUGCGGGUGGUCGAGGUGGCGACAGACUGGCACCUCGACGAAGACUUGCGGCUCGGCGGUGAAGGCGGCUUCCAACUACACUUCUGCGGCACUGCUGGGCGUAGCGUAAUCACCGUGCGCGGUGGCGGUGCCGGCGGUGCGGGUGGUGAAAAGCUUCAAGGCAGCGCGGUAACGAUCUUUCUCUGUUUACCAGUGGGUGCGAACGGAGAAGUCUGUCCUGCCAUACGGGUUGACCCGGACUUGACGGUGCGCUUCGAGAAUGUUCGGGUUGUCGUCGGAGAGAAGGCACAUGCGGUGAGGCAAGACGCGUGCGUGCUGGAGGCUUAUGUGGAGCUUGGCGAGCGAUCCCUGUGCCUCCUGCCUCCUCCACUUGUGGGCGUGAGUGCUUCGCCCUCGACGGUCGCCACGGACGCGCAGGUGGAGGAGGCUGCAGCACGCGUCUCGCAAGCCAACUCCGGCGCCGCUGCGAGUGAUACAGCUGUGCCCCAAGUGCCGACGACCUCGCUGUGGGCGGUGUCUACGAUAUUCUCGGUCAACGUUGCUGUUGGCUUCGACGUGUCCCUCACGGCUGGCGCGCGACGUCUUGCGGCGACGGGUGCAGUGAAAGGACGGUAUCGUUUCGAAGAGAAGCGAAACCCGGAGCGCACACUGCGCAGCGAGCACGAGGGCGAAUGCACCAUCGUUUUGCACACGUGUGUCUCUGAAAGCGGCCCCUUGACAGACACUCCUGUCGCCGCCACAGCCCAGAUGUGUCUCGCGGCAGCCGAAAACCAACACCUGGUUGUGCUGGACUGUGGCUCGACACGGUGGCGGUUGCCGCUCGGGCACGCGCACGUGUUGAUCGAACUAGGCAGGUUGGCGCAACAAGCGCUCUGCCAGACUCCUUUCCCUUCGCCGCCACAAAGGCCGUGGCAGCCUCCAGCUGCAGGUGACGCGUUGGCGCACGGGCCCACACGGCAUGCCACUAGGUUGGAUGUGAGGGCCAAUGUGCCGUCGUGGGCGCUCACACUGACCAGUGACGCUGGUAGCGCGCUGGCGAUACUGCUUGUGGAGCAUGCUGGCCUGCAGUGCUGCACGGACAUGGACGUCGCAGACGUUGUGCUGACGGCGGAGGCGACAGUGUCCCUGCGAGAUAGUAUCGAGCUCGAUGAUGAGUCAGGCGAAGACCAGGGGGCGACUCUACGCUACGCUGCGGAGAGGUCGAGCGUGGCGUCAGCGAUGGCAGCGCGUGUGCUGUUCAGUGCCCAGCCACACCUGUCCCUCUCACUCACGCGCUUCAGCCCUGGCUGCCGGUCUUUGUCCGUCUCUGUCCACGUCGACAGCGUUGUCGCGACGCUGCCUCUAGUGACCGCCGCUCGGCUUCUGCGGACUUCUGCUCGGGAGAUGGACGCUGGCAAGCUUGUCUUCUGCAAUGAUAGCGGUGUUGAGAUGGAGGUCGCGGAGUCGGCACAGCAUGCGGGAGCACCUCUCAGGAGCGUCUCGCGGUGGCGCCUGCUUGCCGCACCGGGACGGCUUUUACACACGAAUAUCCCUCCCUCCUGUGCAGUGCUGAUGUUGACGCCGGUAACAGCCCCUGUCAGCGACGUUUCCUCUACUGCUGGUCGGAAGGAUGGCGAAGGCAGCGGCGGCGUUGCUGUGAACCUCCAAGCCUUGGCCGAUGGUGCUGUGGGCCGAGUGUCACUUCCGGGCUACACUUCUGCGCUGGGAGCCUUGGACUUGGUCGUGCGGAAGAGCGUUCGUGACAGGCUGGAGGUGGUGCACUUGACAAGCUCAGUAGUCCUCGCAAACGUGUUCUACGCCGUCCCCGCAGAUGGGAGCGCCGCGGCGCCAGCAGCAGCGGGCAUCGUCAGCGUGACUGCACACGGCGCCCGGCUAACUGUGCCGCCGCGUUCGGCGCGAUACGUACCCCUGCCUCUUCUUCGGGAAUGCCUGACGGUAGAGCUCGACGGUGGCGCGUACGCGCCAGUUGCGAAGAUGCUGACGUGGGCGAUGAUGGCGGAUGCCAUGACAUUGCUGGCUGAUCAGGCAGCCGGCGGUGGCGGCGAAACGAGCGGUGGGUCAGGAAACGGUGGCAGCGCAUCACGGAAGAGCGGAACGGCUGCCGGCUUCAUGCUCUACGGCAACCUGGAUGCACAAGGGAGGGACCGCGCCGAUAACGACAACGGUUACGGUGGAACGUUGCGCGCCCCCGCGUUUUGCGAACGUGUGCGCGCUCUUGAUGCCUUUACACUGUCAUUUCCGAUGCUGCUUUCCCCGCUGACCCCGGCUCCCAUGAAGCCGCUCUGCGGCGAUGGCGCUGGCGACGGCGACAACGAUGCCACAUUUGCUUCCGCACCCGCCCGACAGUCGGAAGCUGCCGUAUCUUCUACUGAGAAUACCGCCAGGACCGGGCGCGUGGUGCAGCUCACAUGGCGGCGCCGUUGCUCACGGCUCGUCGCGCCCCUCUUUAGUGGGAGGCUUUCGCCCAGCGAGUACACAGUCGCCGUGGGGCCAGUGUGGACGCUCUGGAACUGGACUGGGUGCCGGCUGCGUCUUCGACUGCGGACUUCUCGCGAUGGAGUGGUCAGCUCGCCAGUAAAGGCGCCUCAAGGCACGUUGUCCCCGCCGUCAUCCCUGCUUACAAGCAGAAGCAGCGAUGCCGUGGCCACAGCAGAGGUGGAAAACGGUGCGUGCUUUCAGUGGACGCCAACCACGCUUGACGCUCUGCAGGGCACGGUGUUCGCCUUCUUUCAGCUGAUGGCGCCGUCACUCGCGGGCGGGUCUACGACCCUGCCGAAGUCGCCCUCUUCCACGCAGUGGUGGUCCGUCGCCGCGCCCAUCUCGUUGCAGGAGCGGCCGCCGUUGUACAUACGGCUUCAGCAGGGCAGCAACACAACCCGCGGCGCGGUUCGCAUCGAGCAACACGGUCCGUCAAGCGUCGUGGUGCGGUGCGCCGCGCUGCUCCGCUCGGCGUUGGCGCGACCAGUGUACCUCCGGGAUGCCGAGCAGUCUCAGCCUCUGCUCGGGGCCGGCGCACACGGCUGCGUGCUGCCGCGGCAGCAGGUGCCUCUCUUCUACUCCGAGUAUGUGACCACACUUGCCCCGCACGCUGACCUGGUCGGGUUCACGGUGGUUACAAAUCCUGUAACAGGCACUGGGGCGCGCAACGCAUCUCUGCAAGAGAGCAACGCCUAUUACCUUAAAACGCCGGUUGUGGCAACAUUGCUUUCGGCACAGGAGCUGGCGCAUUGCACGCGCUUUUACACAGUCUCCGCUGUGUCCGACGCACAAUUCGAGCGACCUGCUGCCACGCUGCAUGGGAAGAACGACAAAGACCUUGGAGAGCAGUGCGUGCCAGCGGAAGCACUGGCGUGUCUGUGGACACCAGAGCCGCCGACGGUGGUGCAGCUGAGCUCACUGUGUCGCAUUCGCAACACACAUGUGCACCGCACGCUGCUCGCGAUGCCGUUCGACGCGUCGGCGCCGAGCAAUGCGGAAGGGGCAAGGCCGGCACCGUCGAUGGUCACGCUCAUCCCCCCUGGCGAGGAGCGGGAGGUAACGGAGUUCUGUCGCCACGCAAAGGAGCCAGAGAUGCAGUUCUGUUAUAGCACAAUUGGUGGUAAGGCUCCGGCGCACGCGUGGUCACCGCCCGUAAGGCUGCUCUCGCUCGCCACGGCGACGCAGCCGCUUGUGCUGAAGCACACAUGCGUGCCGCGCGACCUUCAGGGCGUGAAGAGUGAUGCGGCGGCAGAGGAGCCCCGCUUCAUCAUGAACCCAGUGCGUCGUCGCGUGGGUGAGACAGUUGCGUUGGCGGUGGAGCACUUCCGCUGUCUCACGGUGCUGUCAACCAUGACGAGCGUGUCCUUGUGCGUGAGUGUUGGGCUUCAGGCCGCGCCACCGUUGAAGAUUGUGAAUCGUCUCAACACCACCUUGCAGUUUGCUCAGUGCGCUGUCACGACAGGCUCCGAUCUCGCAUCGUCACCUGCACGGCGGGGCGCCGUGACCACAGCCUUGUGCUCCUGCGCGCCGCGUCCUUGCAGCUACGUGGUGGCGGCAGGGACGAUGAGCUGUGGCUGCUGGGAGGUGCCGGUGCUAGAGCUACCAGGGCUACGGGUCACAUUGUACUCUAACGUGCGUCAAGGCUUCACCGUCAGCCAGGAUGUGGACCUGCUGCGGUGCGCGGCUUCGCCGUCGUCCGGUGCGCGAGUCGGGAACACAGACGCAUAUGUCUACGUGAGCCUCGACCACCGACGGCGUCAGUACACGGUGACGGUCGCGCCAUCCCGCCAACUGGAGGGUCGAAUGUUGUUUCAGCCCCGCCGGCUCACGCAGCUGGAGGUGUACGUGCACAGUUGCACCGUCUAUGUUGCUGCGAUGACCCUGCCGAGAGCGGGUCCCUUCGCGCGCAAGAGUCUCAUCGCGCAAGCCGCACGGGGCCGUUUGCGGCUGCGUCGUGGCGCCCGUAGUGGUGAGAGCGUCAAUCGUGACACGGUGCCGCUCAUCGCUACAGACGAAGACGUUCUGACCUUCCUCGAGGGGCACGAACUCGAUGUUGUUCUUUUGCGCCUCCUCGGGUUUUACGGCAGCGCUACCCUGACGGAGCGUCACCUGAUGGGGAGCGCAUCGUUGGCGCUGCUGGAGGUGGUAGACUGCACCACCGUCGAGGCUGCCUAUCCUGUUAUCCUCCGGGUUGGCCCGCGUGCAGGCAGCGGCUCCGCGACCACCAUGGCAAGCAAUGCUACUGUGGUGCCCGAUGCUGAGGCUGAGCAAGGGCAUGUCAGCAGUCCGAUAUUGCCGGACGUUUUCGGGGGAGCGGCGACGUUGACGUCGUCGACAAGCGUGCCACACUUUAAGGACCCUUCGUGGUUUGCGUUGGAGGUGCAGCUCACUCGACCCGGACAGGCUGCAGGCGUGGAUGGCGUUGUCAUGCUUCCUGUGCCGCGAUUGCGCGUCACGGUACCACCCAUUGUAGUGCGCGCUGACGACGACCUCCUUUUUACUCUGCGCGCUACAGCGGAGCGACUCGGCGAGGAGUGGGCGUCAGCAGCGCCUAGCGAACAGGGCGGCCACGCAGCGGAGAGGCGAGGCAGCCUUUUCUCCACGCCUGGGGCUGCUGCGGCUGACUCCACGACGCACUCGUCUCACCGAGCGUGCAACGUUUUCGUGUAUGCCCUGCAGGUGUCUCCUAUUGUUGCAGAGGUGACGUACACCCGUUCUGGCCACUGGCGCUACAACCCUUUUCAAGGGCUGGCGCAGAUCCCGGAACAACUCAUCCCCUCUGUCGAGGAUCUGUCGAUCUCGCUGAAGGAGGUUCGAUUACAGGAGGUGGAGCUGCGAUGGAGCCACUCGCUCUUCGGCAUCGCAAAGUCGUUCCUGUGGCCCCUCUACCGCACGCAGCUGCUGCUCCAGAGCUACAAGGUUCUCGGCUCACUGGAUGUACUUGGUAACCCUCGCGCGCUGCUCGGGAGCUGGUCCCGCGGUGUGUGGGAUCUCGUCACAAACUCCUCUGGUCAGAGUCGGUGGACCAGCACCCGCGAGUUCUUGCGCACUACCACAUCAUCGACGCUGCACUCUGUCGGGGUGCUGGCGCGCAGCAUCGGCAACCUUGCCGGCACCUCACCCAUUACAGUCGCACCAAGACUGUCUUGUGGUAGCUCCUCAAGUGAUGUCAUCGGACAUGCCGUGCUCGCGGCACCGCAGCGUCGCGGUGUCCUUGGCGAGGUGCUGCACGAAGUUGGCGGCGGCAUCUCGGACGCUGUGACGAAACCGAUCCGCGGUGCUCGCGAGGGCGGCGUCAGCGGCUUCCUCAUCGGCAUCGCCGCGGGUGUGGCCGGUCUCGCGGGCCGCCCGGUCUUUGGCUUCUUUCGCGGCGUCAGUGUCACUUCAGAGUUUUACGCGCGCCUCCUGGGUGGUUUGGGCGCGCUAACGGAGCAUGAGGCACGCCAUCUAGGUCUGCAGCGCAACUACCUGAUUGUGUCGACCAGCGCCAGAGGUGCGCCGGUGUGGGAGGCGGCUGAGGAUGUGGAGGGACAAGAUUCCGGCACAGGUGCCGCGACACAUGUGAACCGUGUGUCGCGCGCGUCGUUGCCGAGGGGCCAGUACAUUCUCACGCACGCCAUGUACGAUCAGGUCUUUGCAGACGUUCCUCGGUGGCGCCGUGGGGAGGAAACCAAUGUUCGGCUCGCUGUGGGCCGGGUCGGGAUCUACAACACGGCGCUUCACACACCGUAUGCCGCCUUGUGCACCUUUUUGUCUCCGAGCGAGUUUCGAGACGCCCUGCCUUGUGCCCUCACAGCCUUGCUCGCGGGCAACAUCAUUAGCUUGCUCGCCUGUAACUGCACCGUUGGCGGUUUCCGAGGGAGUGCCGUCGUUGAGAAGGGGAACGACAAGGCGCCCGACGCGUCCGACACCGGCGAAGGACAGGGGACACAGGCGCGCCUGGCAUACGAGUGCGAGCGUGCAUCGUACAUCAAAGCCUCGCUUGGGAUGCGGGCAUCGCACACAUACGUGGCGGAUGAGGUGUUUGUGCAGGUCUGCUCUCUAGAGGAGAUCGAGGCCGUCUUGAAGGAGACGGAGGCGCAGAAAAAAUACUCUCGGGCGCUGGCCAGGGCGAUCGGUGCCGCUGGCGAGCGUCUGCUAGCACCUUGA